AGCAGGCCGCACACGCUUCCGUUUCCGCCGCCGCCGCUGCCGCCGCCAGGUCCUUCCAGCCGUGGCCGCGUCGUGGUUCGUGUCUCUCUCUGCACCAUGUCCGGUGGCCUCCUGAAGGCGCUGCACAGCGACUCCUACGUGGAGCUCAGCGAGUACCGGGACCAGCACUUCCGGGGUGACAAUGAAGAACAAGAAAAAUUACUGAAGAAAAGCUGUACAUUAUAUGUUGGAAAUCUUUCCUUUUAUACAACUGAAGAACAGAUUUAUGAACUCUUCAGCAAAAGUGGUGACAUAAAGAAGAUCAUCAUGGGUCUGGAUAAAAUGAAGAAGACGGCAUGUGGAUUCUGUUUUGUGGAAUACUAUUCGAGAGCGGAUGCAGAGAAUGCCAUGCGGUACAUAAACGGGACUCGUCUGGAUGACCGGCUCAUCCGCACAGACUGGGAUGCAGGCUUUAAGGAGGGCAGGCAGUAUGGACGUGGACGAUCUGGGGGUCAGGUUCGAGAUGAGUAUCGGGAAGACUACGAUGCUGGCAGAGGCGGCUAUGGCAAACUGGCACAAAAACAGUGAGUGGAGGGAGCCCAGUACGGCUCCCUCUUGACUGUUGAUGAGCGCGACCCAGGGGUCGGGCAGCUCUCUGUGGCAUGGAAGCCACUUCUGAAAUAUUAAAAGACAGAAUCCAAAAGAAUGCCUUUAAUUCUGGUCUUAUUAGGUUGAUUUUCUGUUACGAGGUCAAAAACUGUAAUCCUGGGCAACAGACUCAUUCUGUGCUGAUUAAACUGUCAGCCGGAAUCUACACUUCAUUUUAAGAACUGACUUUAUAGCUGGGCGAUGGUGGCGCACGCCUUUAAUCCCUGCACUUGGGAGGCAGAGGCAGGCGGAUCUCUGUGAGUUCGAGGCCAGCCUGGUCUACGGAGUGAGAUCCAGGAUAGGCACCAAAGCUACACAGAGAAACCCUGUUCAAAAAACAAGACAAAAAAAAGAAUUGACUUUACAAGUAGUCUGGUAAUCUUCAUGGGGAGUGAUGUCAUUUUUUACAUUUUAGGUUUGCAUGUGUAUUGCUGAGAUUUUGCUAUAGUCUGUAGCUUUGCUCUAAAUUAGGAACAAGUACUUUCAACUGGAUUUGCUUUUUAUAUUUCAAUAUGGCUGGCACAAAAGUCAGCCUUAAUUAAGGUCCUAGGAUGCUACCUGCUUCUGUGCUUUAUAUUGUCAGGACAGUAUCAGGACUUGAAGAAUGGUCACUAAACACAUUCCUCAAAAAAUACAAAUGUUUCACUGACAGUUUAAAACAAAACAAGAAACAACAGAAAACCCAGAAACAAACAAAAACCCCCAAGGACUUUGUUAGACAGAGAGCCUCUGUUAUCCUAAGAAGUCAGGGAAAGACACUUGUCAGCGGGGAAUGGAAUGAAAGUUCAAACACUGCCUUGGACUAGAAUGGGCUUUUAAAGGGGGCUCAGCCAGGCCUAUAAUCCUGACUACUUGGGAGGCUGAAGCAAGAGAGUCAAAAGUUCAAGGCCAGCUGGGGCACCUUUGAGUCUGCCUCAAAAUAGGAACAGAAAAGGGGUGGGGGGGCACAGUGGUUAGGUACUUAUGUGAGUGGUUCUGGGUUUAGGACUGCCUAAACAAUAAGAGUUCGAAACUGGGAGUGUUUAACAACAGAAAGCCUCCUCCAGGAAAUGUCUGUUGUAACUGGUACACAUCCUUCAGUCUGUUUUCUUUUUUUCCCUCAAAUUGUGCUUGCUGAGGCCCGUGCAUUAACAGUAAGCUGGAGGUCUCUACAGAGAGAGUCUAGAGGAUUUUGCGUUUUCUUUCUAAUACUACAUAUGAGUAAUUUUUCAAGAUACAAAAAAAGGGGGGGGGAAUCUUUUCAUCUGUUACUUUUUUACUAAAGCAUCUUCUAAUUCUCACUAGUUUUUCAAAGUUGGGGCAGAACAUCUUUGAGGCUGAAUUAAGUGUGAUUUCCUUGGAGCUGUAACUACUGUAAUGGACCAGCUUAGGAAGCCCAUUUGCAAACACUUAAUGAGGAGACACUUGAGUUUUAAAAUAAAGGUUUUUGUACUGUAGUUUGAACUGUUUAUCAUAUUCUUUUGUAGUAAAAUAUAACUCAGAUUUCUAUAAUCUUGUGACCCAAAACAGUGGACAUUUUAUCUUCUGUAACAAGUUUCAAUAAAUUUAGACCAACUUA
This is a messenger RNA of Peromyscus leucopus (white-footed mouse), 2185 nucleotides long. It is a transcript of the gene Ncbp2, whose product is annotated as nuclear cap binding protein subunit 2. Gene Ontology annotation, cellular component: nuclear cap binding complex. Gene Ontology annotation, biological process: mRNA cis splicing, via spliceosome. NCBI's taxonomy places the organism in Eukaryota, Metazoa, Chordata, Mammalia, Rodentia, Cricetidae. The coding region runs from base 97 to 567 and encodes 156 amino acids. The record is from RefSeq and is a predicted model, not a curated record. The transcript is spliced from 4 exons. Gene Ontology annotation, molecular function: RNA cap binding.